GGAGCGCGCGCACUGACCCGGGAUCAGUCUGAUGACGCGUUCCCGCGCUUUGAAAUGAACUGAGCCAGUGACGUCACCGCUGCACGGGAAUCAGCGCUUAUCAGUGCUCGAUGCUGUUAACCACGCCCACUCCUCAACCUUAACGCGCAGAUAUGGAUUUUGAUGGACACGUUCUAUAACUACUGAAAGGACAGAGUUGCCCUAGCAACUCCACGGAGGAGCCAAUCAGGAUCGAGAUAGGGACGACCUUCCCAUUUUUUUCCCUUCUUGUUGAGAGGAGCUACAGUGGAAUCCUAGCAGAGCGACCUCAAUGGAGCGGUGCGGCUGGGAAGCCAAAACAAAGCAGAUAAAGAAAUAUAAUAAGUUUUGGGCGCUCAUAGUGUAAUGUUAUGUAUUGUUAUUAGCGCGUGUUUUUGUAUAGAAAUAUAGUUCACACGAAUAUUAAGAGAAAUAACCAAACAGUCGUUUGGGCUGAUGUAGCCGUCGCAUAUUAGUGUUUAUUCCUCGACAGCAUCACUGAGAUCAGAACAAGCUGUACUGUCUGUGCUGUGAGGGGAAAUAAAGGCAAGUGUCGAGCAGAUCAGCUGAUCAGCGACAGCUCUGGAGAUUGCGCUUGGAGGAAAGCGGGAUAGAGUAAGAUUCAAGGGAAGAGAAGAGCUAAAAGAUGCCGCUCCAUACUGAGCCAUGGGAGUGAGCGCUCGGUGAAGAUGAGCCACAGGAGCAGCCCAGCUAAAGCGUACGACUUCCUGCUGAAAUUCCUGCUAGUGGGAGACAGUGAUGUGGGCAAGGGCGAGAUCCUGGCCAGUCUGCAGGACGGGGCUACAGAAUCUCCUUAUGGAUAUAACAUGGGGAUUGACUGCAAAACCACCACCAUACUGCUUGAUGGGCGUAGAGUCAAACUGCAGCUUUGGGACACCUCUGGACAGGGACGUUUCUGCACCAUAUUCCGCUCGUACUCCAGAGGAGCACAGGGUGUUAUCCUUGUAUAUGACAUUACAAAUCGGUGGUCCUUUGAUGGAAUUGACAGAUGGAUUAAAGAGAUUGACGAGCAUGCACCAGGAGUCCCUAAGAUCCUGGUGGGGAACCGUCUGCACUUGGCCUACAAACGUCAGGUGACGACUGAAAAUGCCCAAGCCUUUGCUGAGCGGCUGGGUGUCACCUUUUUUGAAGUCAGCCCUCUGUGUAACUUCAACAUCACUGAAUCCUUCACGGAGUUGGCUCGGAUAGUUCUAAUGCGCCACGGCAUGGAGAGACUCUGGAGACCUAACAAAGUGUUGAGUCUGCAGGAUCUGUGCUGCCGAUCCAUCGUCUCCUGCACCCCUGUGCACCUGGUGGACAAACUCCCACUUCCUGUUGCCUUAAAGAGCCACCUGAAGUCCUUCUCCAUGGCCAACGGCCUCAACGCCCGCAUGAUGCACGGACGCUCUUACUCCGUCAUAGCCAGCAGCGGUGCGAAGAGGAAUGGAACGAAGAAAUCCAAACUCAUCUACCCGCCCCUGAGCCCGUCACAGAGCUGUACAAGGACCACAUGCAAGAUAUCGUAGUCUAAUGAGACAGUCUGUACUCACAACAUCGACACAGUUACAGUUCACAGCUCAAAGUCAACAGGGUUUCAGUGAAGUGAAAGAUGCUUCCCAGUGGCUAACAGUGUCCAUAAUCGUUUUCAUCAGAUACUCGGGAUGUGUCCUUCGUACUAUAUCUGAAUGUGAUUGCUCAAAGAGAUUGAACAGACCCAUGAAAAGGGAUUGGUAUCAAGCCAUUACAUCAUCAUAUUCUUCAUGUAUGUACAGAAUAUUUCAUCCUGUUUGUAAUUGAUGGGAUAAAAACAUAUUGGCACUGCAGUUUAGCUCUGAGGCCAUAAGCGAUUUUACUGAACUCAGACUAAGCACGACGGCAGUGAAAGCAGUCCUGUUUUUAAAUCUCUCUUUUUACAGUGGACCUAGUUGAUAAUACCAGCUUGUUUUCUUACUCUUAUUCUAAUGCUCUUCAGGGUACAUGCAUUGAAAGAACGUCAGUGUUGAGAAACGCACCUCUUUGUAUUGUGUAUUUAAGUCAUGUUGUUUGAUACUAUGUUGUUAUUAUUCUUAAUUAUUGUAAUGCACAUGAACAGUGACCAGUAUUGUAAUAUUUUAUAUGGAGUGACACCAAAGACAUGGGAGACUGAAGAAGCUUAUCAAUGCUAACACGUUUUGUUACCAAUUCAACACUAAUAUUUCAAAUACACUGCAGAUCAACAGCAAUUCCUAACUAGCUAUCAGGUUUCUUCUUUUUAAUAAAAGUGUGUUACCAACCAGA
This is a messenger RNA of Pangasianodon hypophthalmus (striped catfish), 2295 nucleotides long. RefSeq names its product RAB40B, member RAS oncogene family (gene rab40b). The coding region runs from base 708 to 1544 and encodes 278 amino acids. Gene Ontology annotation, biological process: protein localization to plasma membrane; intracellular signal transduction. The record is from RefSeq and is a predicted model, not a curated record. Gene Ontology annotation, molecular function: GTPase activity; GTP binding. The transcript is spliced from 6 exons. NCBI's taxonomy places the organism in Eukaryota, Metazoa, Chordata, Actinopteri, Siluriformes, Pangasiidae. Gene Ontology annotation, cellular component: synaptic vesicle; endosome; plasma membrane.